This is a messenger RNA of Anopheles bellator, 2697 nucleotides long. RefSeq names its product armadillo repeat-containing protein 2. The record is from RefSeq and is a predicted model, not a curated record. The transcript is spliced from 9 exons. Gene Ontology annotation, biological process: cilium organization. The coding region runs from base 1 to 2697 and encodes 898 amino acids. NCBI's taxonomy places the organism in Eukaryota, Metazoa, Arthropoda, Insecta, Diptera, Culicidae.
AUGGAUAACCUAUCGCCUCCACCGGGCCUUCACCGAAGUGGCAGCACCGAAAGUGACGAUUUCUCCAUUGUACCUCAGCGGCCCAGGGUCGCCGGACGAUUAAUUCGUAAGACAAGUGCUGAGAUAGUGAGUGAAGCGAAGAGUAUGUUGGCUGGAGGAGGAACACGGUUAGUUUCGGCGAGGAGACCGAUCACGCCACGUGAACCGAAGAGGCAACUCUAUGGACGAGUGGCCCCGCCGGGGCGCCCUCCAAGUGCGAUCAACUUGAAGUACCUCCAGCAACAGGAAUCUCGUGCAUUACCCUUACUGGAGCCCUUGCACACUAGUGGACCCACGGCCAGUUGUAGUUUUUCCCGUUCGGAAUCGGUAGAUUCGAUUGAUUAUAACGGCACCACUGGUGAUACAGCGGUCCUUAGCACUACCGUUAAAAGACGCGAAAAACUUCCAGCCAUUAUUCAUAUUCCCCACAAAGGAGCAAAUUCACUGGAAAACACGGCAGUUGUUGGGAGUUCAAAUGAAGAUAAAUCAACAUACCAUAAACCGGUUGCGGAAUCUAAAAAAACGGCACCGUUAGUUGCUAGCACUGAUAGCAUUGUUAAGAAUCAUCCAUUGAAGCGAAUGGCCGCUCAAUCGGCGGAUGACAAAUCGCCCAAAGUUGAGACCACUGAGCCACACAAAGGAAAAGAGAAGAACACCUUACAAAAUCAGGCCAAGCUGCUCAGACGCAGUAAUGAGGUGCUGGUGCAAACUUCGACAGAAUCGUUGCUGGAAAUGCUGAAAGCCCACGCAGGCUUGAAGGAGUGCACCGAGAGUGACAUCGUCCAUAUCAGCGCGAUUCUAGAUGAACUAUUCGUAAGAGUUAAAGGAUCAAAAGGUAGCUGGCGCGGUGCCGUUUUGGGUGCACUGUACGGCUUGGUGGAAGCGUCUUCCCCAAAGAUUCUACUGUCGGUCGCCUGCGUGGUUUUGGCGAUGAAUGUUACCGGCAGCAAUCUUACCGGGGCCUGUAAGCUCGUCUUCAAGAUUGCUCGAAAUGAGCAUAAUGAUGAUUUGUUUAUGGGCAGUGAAGUACCAGAACUUUUGGUGGAUGGACUCGGACGAGCGUCACCAAUUGACGACUCGGAGGCGUGUAUUUAUGGAUACGGUGCAGUGCGGUUUCUUGCUGGAUCUGCAAACGCGUCAAACGUUGAGGAUAAGCGUGAUCAAUGCACAAAUGACGACACUGCUUUGCAGCGAUCCCUUGCUGUCCGUCUCGCAAACCAUGGCCUCGGUCAGCUUAUGGUGUUACACCUGAAAAUGAUCAACGAAGCCGCGUCAAGCAAAAGUCUUACUGGUGCACCGUUACACGCGUUAUUUCAACUGUCUGGAGCUUUGCGGACCCUGGCCGAUACCUUUUCCACGUUGCAAAUGAAUGAUGAUAAACUGUCGGAUCGUCGUCCAUACUCGGGCGAGGCUGAUGUAGUAGAUGACAUGGCGCAGAUCGACCAGGCGGUCCCAUUGUUGGUGCGGGCAGCCGAAAUGUGUAUCAACGAGCUUGAAGUGCAGGCUAACAUCAUCCGCACGCUGAGUGUUUUGUCGGAGCGUUCGGAAUGCUGCGAGCAGUUGGCGGAAACCGCACCUCGGCUAGGAAUCCUGCUCGGCUCGGUAACCCAAACUAGUUCGACUGUGGAAAAAGGUCUGGCCACCGUCAACCGGUUGGGGUACAUUCUUGGCAAUGUUAUGGCCCGCUGGGACGCGGCGCGUGUGCAAUUUUACAACUGUGACGUAUCCUGCGACGCCCUGUUGGCGUGCUUGGAUUACUACGCGAAUAAGAGCUUCACGUGGAAGAACCAAAUGGGAGACUCAAUCGUGAACGUGCUGACGAAGCUAAUUCGCAUCGUAGCAAACAUGUGCGUCAAUGGAGAUGUUGGGUAUGGUAUGAGCAAGCGUUCACCAUUGGGUGAAAUUCUUUUAAGCGUACUACUCAAAGUAAGGGAUCAUAAGACAGCAGAGAUGGAAGAACUACUGUUUGCAACUCUUGGAGCGUUGCACAACUUGUCCUACUAUUAUGAGGUUAACGACACACAGGCAACACUCCUCGUUAUUCCUGGCAGCAUUUGCGAGCGCUUGAAAGACAUUUGUGGAACAUUGUGUAGCAUUUUGGACAGUGACUACAAUCCUGCGCGAUCGGAGGUUGCACGAGUUCUCGGCAACAUGACUAGAAGUAGCUUGGUGCGGCAAGUGUUUGGCGAGGAAAAUGGGCUGAAGAUACUGAAAGGAUGUCUUACUUCGGGUGACGACGAGCUUAUCGUUACGUCCUGCGGCGUGUUGGUGAACAUUCUUGGUGAUUGGGGCCAACGGGGACCGUUCCAGGAGAUCGAUGGCCCAUCGAUCGUACGGCGUAUUUUACGGCGGGGCGUCACCAAUCGUGACUGGAUUAUGGCAGCGAUUGCAUCGCAGGCAAUUUGGAACUAUUUGAACGAUACUGGUGAUAUUCUGCAGAUGCUGACAAAGUCGGAGAUCGAUUUGAUAAGCGGUGAUUUGGCCGAAGGACUCGAUGAAGAAAGCCUGUUCCAUGCUAAUGAACCCGAUCAUUUUUGGGAAGAUUUUGCACCAGUUGCCACUGACCUGCUCGAACGGUUACAAUUCUGCAUUUCCGAGGGAAACUCUAUUUGUGAAACAUCUGAAGAUGAAGCAACAGACGGUGCUAGAUACGGUUGA